AUGAAGUCUCUCCUUUUAGGCUCAGUUUUCUUGCUGGCAUCUUUCAUCCACGCGCACCCAGGACCACAUGCCCAACCCGAUCCCGUCCACUUGGCGCGCCGUGGCGCACUGGCGAAGAGAUGCUCCGACACAGUCGGCCUCAUGAAGAGGAAACGGCAUGCAAUGCGCCGACGGGCGCUCUCGCCCUCUGAGGACGACGGCCGCGGCACCACCACGUACACCAUCACAGCCGAUGCCCCCAAGUAUGAUUUCUUGAAGAAUGACACCUGCAUUUUGACGCCCGAGACUAGCACGGGGCCCUACAUUUACCCGCGGAGUCAGGUCCUACGUCAGGAUAUUGUGGAAGAUCAGGUCGGGGUGCCCUUUGUGUUAGACAUUGGGCUCAUGGACAUUCAUACCUGUGAGCCCUUGUCCAAUGCUUUGGUAGAUAUUUGGCACUGCAAUGCUAGUGGAUCGUAUAGUUCUUUCACUGGCUUGGAUCCAGAUAUCCCAUUUCAGGACCAGUACUUUGAAAGCACUGGUGAGCAACUCCCCGCCAAAAAUGAGGGCGAAAGUGAUACCUCAUUCCUAGCAACCGACAAUACAACUUGGCUUCGGGGCAUGUGGCCGACCGAUGACAAUGGUGCAACCAGCUUUACUUCUAUAUUCCCCGGAUUCUAUACCAACCGCGCUAUUCAUGUCCACCUGCAAGUGCAUACUGACUGGACUAUCACCAGUAAUGGCACCAUCGGUGGAAGUCGAACGGUAAACACGGCACAGUUGUUUUUCAACGAAGAUGUAGCUACCCAAGUCAUGGCAGUGCCGCCGUAUGCCUAUCACACCCAGAUUCCGCGGAAGCCAGUAUCACAGGACGGGGUCUGGUAUGAGGAAUCCUUGACGGGAGCCAUGACUAUCAUGGACACGGAGCCUCUGGAUGGCCAGGAUUAUGCGAACGGAGUUCUGGGAUACAUUACCUUGGGCGUGGAUACAACCGCAAUUCAUAAUGGCACCACUGAAAAUCCCAAUCCCUCUAUUCCGACCAGUGCAAGUGCAUAG
Messenger RNA from Aspergillus welwitschiae, 1035 nucleotides. RefSeq names its product Intradiol ring-cleavage dioxygenase. The transcript has 8 exons. The coding region runs from base 1 to 1035 and encodes 344 amino acids. The record is from RefSeq and is a predicted model, not a curated record. Gene Ontology annotation, molecular function: ferric iron binding; oxidoreductase activity, acting on single donors with incorporation of molecular oxygen, incorporation of two atoms of oxygen. Lineage: Eukaryota; Fungi; Ascomycota; Eurotiomycetes; Eurotiales; Aspergillaceae.